AUGGCUUUCCUGAUGAAGAAGAAGAAAUUCAAAUUUCAGACAAGUUUUACUCUGGAAGAGCUGACUGCUGUCCCCUUCGUCAAUGGCGUUCUGUUCUGUAAAAUCAGGCUGCUGGAUGGAGGAGACUUUGCUAGCUUGUCUACCAGAGAGGAAGUGCAGGAAAACUGUGUCCGCUGGAAAAAGAAAUUCACCUUCGUGUGCAAAAUGAGUGCCAACCCCGCCACAGGGCUCCUGGACCCCUGCAUCUGCCGAGUAUCUGUGCGUAAGGAGCUGAAGGGCGGAAAAACCUACUCCAAGCUGGGCUUCGCCGAUCUAAAUCUGGCAGAAUUUGCGGGCUCUGGAUCCACUGUCCGUUGCUGCUUGCUGGAAGGAUACGACACCAAGAACACGCGACAGGACAACUCCAUCCUAAAGGUCACCAUCGGGAUGUCCUUGCUCUCAGGGGACCCCUGCUUCAAAACGCCGCCUUCCACAGCCAAAUCCAUCACCAUUCCGGGGCAGGACUCCACCCUGCAGCUCACCUGCAAGGGCGAGGGAACCACAAGCAGCAACAGCACUUCAGCCCCAAUUGGCUCUCUGCGUCAGAGCAAGCCGCGAGCAACCAUCCUCAGCUCGGCAGGUGUCCCAGAAGAACCCGAUCAGAAUCUGUCCAGCCCCGAGGAAGUCUUCCACUCGGGGCACUCGCGGAACUCCAGCUACGCCAGCCAGCAGUCCAAGAUCUCUGGUUACAGCACAGAGCACUCCCGUUCUUCUAGCAUGUCCGACCUGACCCACCGCCGCAACACCUCCACCAGCAGCAGCGCGUCCGGAGGGCUCAGUAUGACGGUGGAGUGCCCCGAGGGAGAGCGCGACCACAAACUAGAGAAGCCGCCCCGGCCCCCCAGACCAGCUCUUCUGCUGGACAGACCCUCUCGGAGGAAAAAGGAUUCAGUGGAGAGUCAUCCAACCCGAGUGGAUGACACCAGGAUCGAUGCAGAUGAUAUAGUGGAGAAGAUAAUGCAGAGUCAGGACUUCACAGAUGUCAGCAAUACUGAAGAUAGCAACCUGAGGUUGUUUGUGAGCAGAGACGGAACAACUACACUGAGCGGUAUUCAGCUGGGAAACAGGGUCUCGUCUGGAGUUUACGAGCCAGUGGUGAUUGAAACCCACUAAAUGUGAAGAACAGGGUAGAGCUGCUGGAAACAGGCCCCCUACCCGGUCCGCUGCCACAUGGAUGCCAACCUUUACCUCUCUUCAUGCAGCAUUCCAGAAGGGAUUUCUCCACGCCCCUCCCCGUACGUUUGCACUGCAGAACUACUCCGAGACCACUCCAGACCGUGCACUUUCCCUGUCGGCAGUACCCUCCUCCGCUUCCCAGUUCUUCCAGUGCCUGCCCUCCCCUGUUCCCAAGCAGGCGCCAGGUGUCUGUUGGACGUAUCCUUAGUCCUAGAGGAUGUUGCUCUUCUGCACCCCUCAUUGCACCCGUCCAUUUGCAACAGGGGACGUCUCAGCUUUGUCUCCCCAAAACAUUGGGUUAUACCACUGUGAACUCUUCAAACCACUGGGGGAGGGGGAAACCAUUGUAACCAAACCAAGAGCUGCUUGUUGGUGACACGGCGGAAGGGCCGCUUGCAGGAUGCUUUAUACAUUGACUCUGCAAGGGAGCAUCACCUUCCAAGGCAACAGUUUUACUGAACGAGGUAUGCUGUGGUGUGCACUUCACCUGGCUACCCUCAGAUCCCCAAACAGCUUCUUAUAGGAAAUAUCUCCCGAAAGUGCAUUUCAGAAAAUUACUGCAAUCCAGAUGGGAGCUGAUUAAAUGGUUAAAUGCUUGUUAUACCACUAACUGCAUCGUGCCCUUCCACUGCUGGGCAUGGAAGGGCAGUGCUCACCUAUUAGCAUUACCAGGAGCACUUUAGAGGUUCCAGAUUUUACCUGGAGGAGGCUUAUACUUGCUUUUCCAGGGUUAUAAUCCACGUUUGCUGGACUGAUUCAGCAAAUAGUUACUGUUGGAGCUUGGAAUACAAAACCUCUUUUUUUUUUUUGGCUCAGGAAGGGAGCUGCCCUUCUUGGACUGUGAAAAGAUUCUCGUUAUCUGACGGCCCUCCCUGGGCCGUGCAGUUAUCUGCAGCGGUCUCUCUGGUGGUGGUGGUAACAAUUGCCUCUCUCGGCCUGGGCCAGUACGGGAGUCGGUGUUGGUUGGCCUUUCUUGACCUGUCAGCAGGGAUCUACGCCUGAGCUGGUUCUUUUUGGGGCUGGGGAGAAGUAGGGCAAGAUGAAGCCCCCGUCUUUGCCUUCAGAGGUAGGACAGGUGUUUCCUGCUGCGUUAGCCACAGCAGCCGUUCCUACCUGCUCCGUGGCGAGUCAGCUCUGACAAGGCUUCAAACUCUUUUUCUGGUUGAUCCUUCAAUUGUUCCUCUUUGGGUUUUUCUGCAGUUGUUUGACACUUGAGCUGCCUCCUUGCAGCGUGUGGCAGAGCUGUCAGUCCCUUUCAGCUCCCACUGAUAGAUUCUCCUGGCAGCUGCGUUGCAGACGGGGAUCUCUGCAGACUCCAGCCGCGGGCUGUGCUUGCAGCCCUUCCUGUACAGAGACUCGUGGCCUGUAAGCUAUUUCUGUGUAGUGCCCUUUCCUCUUUUGCCGGUGUACUGUAGUAGCACUCAGCAGCCAUGCACUUUGAGUAACGGCGCGCUCCUGGCCCCGCCGGGAGCGUGCCCUCCUCUGACACACGUGUGCGUGCACACUCACGGGCACACACCUGCCCUGCUCAGCAAGGAAAGACUUGUAAUUGAUCACGUUGUUGUUCAAGCUUAGUUAUUGUAAAGCCUUCUUAAAAAGAAAAAAAAAAAGGAUUAAUAGUGGUCUCUGUGGCCAGAAUGCAUGCAGAUGAGCUACUGGAAAAGGGAAUUUGGCAGAACGAGAGAUGAGGAAUUAAAAAGGGCCUUGAUUUUAAUUUUUCUUGUUUUUUUUUGCCCUGCUAGCUAAGGAUGGCUGCAUGGGGAGGGUGUUAGGCAGUGUGGCAAAGCCAUACAGCUGCUUACUCUGUUUUGAUGGUUCCUGUCCUCAAGUCCAGAGGUUUCUUUCUGUGUUUGGACAGACCACACGUAGGAUAUGGAUCUUUUUCACCCCUUUUGCUUCAAAGGGAGUUAAAAUUUGGGUUAUGGUUCAAAGGGUUACAGACACCACUUCGGUUUGGUUUAAUGUAGGGAAAAGGUAUUGAUCUUUUGAGUCUGUCUAAAACAAAAGCUCUUUCACACUUUCUGGUGUUUUUAACUGCGAUCUCUUCUCCAUUCAGUCUGGGGAGGUUUGGCACUCGCUCGCAGGCUGGGGAGCUUCCUGCCCGCUCUGGGUGAGAGGUGCCCUGUGCCGGGGGUGCUCGCAGGACAGGGAGAGCUGCUGCUUGCUUUCUUCACUCCCUGAGGCUCUGCCAGAAAGCUCGGCCUGGCCUGACCCUCUGUUCAGGUCAGUGUGAGGGCAGAAGCACACGCAAACAGCAACGGGUGUCCUUGCUCUGCCCUCAGGUAGCUGUAGCGGGAGCUGGGGGUCAGGCUGCUCCCCGGGGCACAGCACCUGCUGGAAAUCGGGUCCGGCAUUGCAACCAGGACUUGAAAGGGGCAGAAAUAAGCUAGGAAAGAGGCCAAACCCAGCUCAGUUCUGCUGCUUUGCUUCUAUUCCCAUGAAAAACAAUGGUAGUUGCUGUCAGAGCAACUGGGAGCCAAGGGCUUUCUCCUGGGCUCCAGUUGGCAAGAGUCUGUUGCUCCGAGAUGCUGGCAGCGAGGCAUUGUGAAUCUCCUCUUCCAGCAGAGCACGGGGAGCAUCAGUUGAGCUUUUCAGAAAGCUGCUCUCAUUCCCCCCAGGCUGGCAGUUGUAACCUGCUCCAUCACAUAGCUGUGGCCAGCCUGGGCAAGCCUCUGGCUUCUCUUCCAGCUGCUCGGCACAUCACUGCUCGGGUUUUUGGUAACGGUGUCUCGCAGGGUGUGUGUCUCUUGUCUCCACAUUAGUAUUGACUCCACGGAUCCUGGCCGUUUUAUUUUCCAGCUCUCCCACCCUUCAUUUUGAGUAAGAAGGCAGCGCUAGUCGUUCAGCCUAGUGCAGCACAGCCAGGGCUGGAGUGCCCGGGAGGGCCCUGUGGAGAGAGGGAGGAAGGAAGGAGCAGCCUGCUUCUAGCUCUAGACCUCACGCGGAGCUCCUGCUGCGUAUCCACCACGAGCGGUGCCCAGCAGCAUCCCUGGUGCUGGUGGAGGAAGCUGGUGUGGAAGUGGGGUCCAGCAGCCACUGCUGUCUCUUGGGAAGCUGCGUCUCGCGAGCACUUUUUCCUUGUUGGCAUCACUGCCGUCUGUUCCUUGUUGGGCUUUGAACAUUUAAGAAGUGAAUCAGUUUCCAGACCCAAACCGCUGGCUAGUUUCUUUUUUUUUUGUCUUGAAGUUUAUUGAUUUUUUUUUAUAAACCCAGCAGGCUGGUGUUUUUUUUUUUUUUUUUUGACUGCGUUAUUGUUUCAUUGAUAUUUUAUUCCUGGGGGGCCGAGGGGGGACUUUCUUCCCUACAUUGUUCCCUUUCUCAGGGGAUUCAGAGGUGACUUAAACGAGUAAAAGGACCUUAUUGGCAAGCCCCUGCAUCCCCUGGGUCUCGGAUGCUGGUGAGCAGGGCUGCCCAUGCCCGGCUGGCCCUGGAGAAGCAGAGCUGGCUCUCUGCUCCCGUCUCAGGGCCAGGCAAAACGUGUGGGCCCUGCCCUCAGUCUCUGGACCCCUGGUUGGUGGAGGCCUGUUGCAAAGGCAUGGGAAAUUUCAAUGUAAUUUUUUUUACUAACUUUUUUUUUAAAAACGGUAUGAGUGGAGUGAAUGUCCAGGACGGUAGGCUUAGUUGUGAAUUGCUGAAGGAGGUGGGUUUCAACUGGAAAUUGUGAUGGAAAAAGGGGGAGAAGGAUGUUGCCCCUCUGUCUCUAUUUUUUUUGGUCUGGUUGGCACUUUAAAUGGGGGGCUUUGUGCUGUCCUCACCCUUGGUGUGAUGGGCAGCGGACUUGUGAUCUCUUCCCCCCCCCCCCCCGUUGCCAAAUCCCUUUGCCCCCUGCAGAAAGCUAAGCCCUUUUAAGUGUUUGCUUCAGGUUUUUAGAGGGUUCUGAACUGGGCCGAGACCCGAAGAAACGUCUUUCAUUCGAAUCUUAAUAGGAGGGGUUAACUUUUUUUUUUAUUUAUUUUGUCGUUGCUGUUUUUCUUUUUAAACCGGUGGCUGUGCAGCUGGACUCUGCACGCGCUGUUGUGAACCUCUGGGAAAACCUCACUCCAGGUACGCUAGAGCACCUAGGUGAAACGCCCCUCCUGGAGAGGGGCCCUGUCCUGCCCCCCCCCUCGCUGCCUUACCCGGGGGCUGCAAAGCCCCCCUCUGCCCCCCUGCCCUGCCCCGAUGCCCCACCUAGGCUCUAGCUGAACGAAUUGAUGCUCUGGUGACUUAGCCCUGUGGACAAGGCUAGUCCCCAGGGGCGAGUUGCUGCAGACACUGCCUGGUAGCACGUGUUUGCGCUGAAAAGCCGCUUCCUCGCUGGGGGGGUUGAGCGUGAGAUCCCCCCCUUCCCUCUCGAGCGCCGCGUCGUCCGUCAGCCCACCCGCGCCAUCCCGACCUGAUCCGUGGCUGUUGCCCCUGCCCGUGAAGGAGGGAGCUGGAAACCUGGGAAAGAGAAAGGAAUUUGGGUGAAGCUUGGAGCUAGAGGUGUGGCUGAGCCUCUGAACUUGCCUCGACUGUAAGGAAUAAUGGUAGAGCCCGUAUUUUUGUGGGGGGAGGGAGGGGAAGGGGAGAUUGUUUUAUUUUCGUGAAAGUUAAUUGAACUUGGUGAUCUUCAGAUGAGGCGCGCACUUGAUUUAUAUCAGAUUCUAUAGAGAGAUCGCUGAUAUUUUUGGAAAGGGAAUGGGUCUAUGCAAACUUCCAAAAUUGCUUGAAAGAUAGUUUAACAUUUUUUUACUUUGAAAAUCUAAAGAUAAAUCUCUAACUUUUUUUCUUAAAGCAGAAGUGCGUUUAGAAAGAGAAGCUACUUCCACUGCUCUAUUUUGAUGAUGAUUCUUGGAAAGUUUGGGCUGGAGGGAAUGACUAUUUUUCACCAUUUUUAUCUUGCUCCUCUAGUUUUUUCUUUUUCUAACGGAAUGCUGUGCCGUCUUUGAUUCAACAGAUCGUGUUUGUAUUUUCUGUAUCUGGUUCCUAACGUAGAGAAAUAACAAAUAUAUGAGGAAAUCAAUAUAAUGUCAAAUGUUGUUAUGGUUUGGGGGAAAAUAAAGGUUUUUGGUACUUCA
This is a messenger RNA of Cygnus olor (mute swan), 6254 nucleotides long. It is a transcript of the gene EEIG1, whose product is annotated as family with sequence similarity 102 member A. The coding region runs from base 1 to 1152 and encodes 383 amino acids. The transcript has 11 exons. Lineage: Eukaryota; Metazoa; Chordata; Aves; Anseriformes; Anatidae. The record is from RefSeq and is a predicted model, not a curated record.